This is a messenger RNA of Prorocentrum cordatum, 3093 nucleotides long. Lineage: Eukaryota; Dinophyceae; Prorocentrales; Prorocentraceae. The record is from the annotation of a GenBank genome assembly.
AUGGCCGCCGCCGCCCGCAUGCUCAGACAUGCGCUGCCUGUGUCCCAGGGCCAGGCUUUGCCAGCCCCAGGGACAGAGGCACCCUACGCGGGCUCGCGCAGACUCGCGCAACGAUACGAGUACAAGGGCACUUCCUUUUCGGGCAUGGUGGAACUCCAUCCUCAGCGCCUGCUGACUCGAGAGGAGUUCAAGACGAACUUGCCGGCAGCACCAAGCGUGCUGAAAGUCUCUGUGCUUCCAAAGAUGUUUGUGGUCGUGGACAAGAGCUCCAAGACCUCGCAGGGCAACCGAGGCGACCACGUCUUCGAGCAGAACCUGGAAGUCCACCUGCACCGCGAGCCCCAUGUAGCUCUGGAGUUCGAGAUCACGCGGAACAACCACAUGAAGCACAUGGAGGGGCGCCCUUACACUGAGACAGCGAUGUUCAAGGCACCGAGUCGCAAGCCAACGUUCCCGUAUCCUUUCCAGAACGCUCCCGCGAUGCCCGGGGGCCAGGCGACCGCCUCUGCGGCGCGGGUGGAACCCUGCCCCACCGAGUCGGCCUCAAUGAGUCAGGGUGGCCGCGGGGUCCCGCUUGAGCCAGGCUUUGCCAGUUCUGCGGGGGUGGGGGCUUCAAUAAAUCAGGGCGGCCCGACCGGGCCUCCUGCCAAGAAGAGCAAAGCGGCGCCCGGGGGUGCCGCGAUCGCCCCUGCGGCGCAGGUGAGCGGAGGGGCGCGCCAGGCCUCCUGCCCGGAGGGCCUCAACUACUGCGAGGCUGGGGUCACGGAGCUGAGAGCGUUCGAGCGGGACGGGAACAUUGCAUCUUUGGUCAAGGCCCAGGACCUUCUGCUCAAGGGGAUCGAGCGCAUCUCGGACGUCUUGCCUGAGGGGCGCGAUUUGGACGGCACCGAGUACGAGACGCUAGGUGCGGAGUUCAACCGGUUCGUGGAGAUCGCGGAGGAUGCGCGCGUGCGCAUGCGGACCGAGUUGGAGGCGGCAAGGAGGCCAGCGGGCGGGGAGCAAGCGGUGGCAGGCGAAGCCCAGGGGUCGGGGCCAGGCUUUGCCAGCCCGGCGUCCCAGGGGCAGAAGAACGAGGACAAGGCGGAUGCGGAGAAGACGCCGCCAGGGUUCGACCCCGAAGCCGAUUGGACAGAGGGUGCGGCGGACGUGCGCCAGUUCGACAUCGCGGCUGACCCGCGCGAGGAGCUGGCCGAGAAGCCCGAUGGGGACCCGGCCGCCGCCCGUGAGUCCAGGGAGGAUCGGCCGAUGGCCAGCAACGCCGCCCUGGACGAUGUUCGUGCUAUGAAGAGUCGCGGUGUGGAGCACGCGCGGCACCGAGUCAUCGAUGGGCCCGACGAUCCCGAGGUGCAGGGCAACAUCGACAGGAUGCGCCGCGAGGCCUGGGACAAGCACGAGGAGCGUCGGAGGACAUGUGCCCGUGGCCUGGACACGCGGGGCAUGUUCUUGGGCCGCGAACUGGUGUGCGUCAAGCUGGUCAGUGCCGGCGCGGUGCCCAUGACUCCGAACGAGUUUUUGAAUGCGGCGUCUAAGAGGUCUCUCUGCGUCAAGGAUCUGUCGCGGCCACCUCCAAACACGCAGGCACGGGGGGGCCGCUUGCGCAUGCUCGCGCUGCGGGAGCAUUACCAGACGUUGUUCAAGGAGCUCCCGGAUAAGGCAGCGCAGAAGUUUUCGCCGAACCAGCUGGGGGACGACGACGGACCAUCGAAAGCGCUGGUGGGUUUGGUCAAUCACCACUCUGGCGAGGUGGUGGAGCUGGACGGGUGCAGAACGCAGUGGUGCCUUCGCAUGGUCGCACCAGGCAUUGCCAGUGCCGCGCAAUUCGAGAAUCCACAAUUCCGGCGCGUGCAAGUCGGUUACACCGUGGGACGACGCCCGGAGGGGCGGCGCGAGCACGGCCGGUGCGGGCCCGAGCUCUUCGCCAAAGCCGUCGACGCACAGGCCCAGCGCGAAGCCGCCGCCGUGAACGAGGGCGAGGACAUCAACCCACAGGUCUACAUGCCCGCCUGGGCCCGCCAGUGGAGCAGGGUAUGCGUUCCGUGCGAGGCGGUCGAGACGCACGAGUGGUGUCGGCAGAGCCCCGUCACGACGCUGGGGGAGCUCUUCUGGGACUUGGGCCGGACGCACACGGCCAAGGCCAUCUGCGCCUUCUACAGGACGCUCCGGCUGGUCGCGUUGAAGAGGGACAAGAACAGUUCCACCAAGGCGAGCAGUGCGCCAGGCUUUGCCGGCGCAUCUCGGCCAGCCGGGUCGGCAGCUGCUUUCGGUUUCACGGGGUCCGACCUCCAGGCGCCCCGCAUCCGCGCAGAUUACUCGUGCCCGGCGACCAACCGCGAGGUGCUCGUGGAGGACUACAUAGAGGCGGUGGGCUUGUCCACAGCGUACGUCAGCUCCAAGACCAAACAAGAGUUGCUGGACGAGGCUGCGAAGUGCGCGACGUUGGUGUUGCUUCGGGACAUGCGCCCGCCGUGGCUGGAUCACGUUGUCCCCCAGGCCUUGCCAGGGGACGUCUUGUUGUCCAAGUUCACCAGACCGUCAUUCCUCUACUGGGACGCCAGCUUCCUCGACAUGCUUUUCGGCACCGCUCUGGGAAGCGAUCUCAACGACCAAGCGGUCAGCGUCGACUACCAGCUGGCGGGUGUCAUCGCGCGCCCCCUGUAUAAGUGCACGCAGAUCGUCGACGCCAGCACCGGAGCAGCGUGCAUGAACGUCGCGUCGAUGCCACGGCUUUUGCGGGACACCGCGGGUCGGGGCCACUACGCGUGCAAGGAGUGCGCCGAGAGGAAACAGGGCGCCGAUGAGACGCCGGGCUUUCCCAGUGUUGCCCUUCGCACCCUGUACUUGUACCCCGCGGUGUUCGGGCCGGAUGGCGAGCCCACGCCGCUUCGCGCGAUGGCGCCCCAUCGCGCGUUCGCGCGCGCGCCUCCGGAGAAUUGGGGGCGAGGCGUCGAGCGAGUCCAGCGCCGCGCGGUGGCCCAGGCGAACCCCGCGAUAUCCACGGCCACGCCGACAUGGCACACUUACAACGCGGAGGAGAGCGAGGCCAUUUGGAUCGCAUCCCGUGCGUACAAGGCCACGCCGCCGAGCAAGACGUGA